This is a messenger RNA of Haliaeetus leucocephalus (bald eagle), 1248 nucleotides long. RefSeq names its product SDE2 telomere maintenance homolog (S. pombe) (gene SDE2). The transcript is spliced from 7 exons. The record is from RefSeq and is a predicted model, not a curated record. Gene Ontology annotation, cellular component: nucleus. Bases 1 to 1245 code for a protein of 414 amino acids. Lineage: Eukaryota; Metazoa; Chordata; Aves; Accipitriformes; Accipitridae.
AUGGCGGUGCUGGUGCGGGAGCCGUUGGCUUCGCGGGCGCGGCCGUGGCCGCUGCCCCCCGGCGGUUGUUCGGUGCGCGGCCUCCUCCGCGAUCGGGCUCGGGCGCUGAAUAUUCCUGAAGAAAGCUUGUAUGUGAAAUGUAAUGGACGACUGGUUAAUGAUGAAGAUGUGUUGCAGAAUGGAGCCGUUUAUAGUCUGGAACCAAGACUUUGUGGUGGAAAAGGAGGGUUUGGGUCUAUGCUGCGAGCACUUGGUGCUCAGAUUGAAAAGACAACAAAUAGAGAGGCUUGCCGAGAUCUCAGUGGAAGGAGACUUCGAGAUGUCAAUCACGAAAAAGCGAUGGCUGAAUGGGUGAAGCAGCAAGCAGAACGGGAAGCAGAAAAAGAGCAAAGGCGCUUGGAAAGGCUGCAGCGGAAACUUGCGGAGCCAAAGCACUUUUUCACAAAUCCGGACUACCAGCAGCAGUGUCAUGAAAUGGCUGAGCGACUGGAAGAUUCAGUCCUUAAAGGAUUGCAGGCCACUUCAAGCAAAAUGGUGUCACCAGAAAGUGGCAGUAGUCGGAAGCGUCCAGGUGAACCUGGAAAGAAUGGAACAAAAUCUCGAAAAAGAAAAUGUUUUUGGCUGGGAUUGGAAGGAUUGGAUGAUCCUGACAGUUCAGAUUGUGAGGAUGACAGUGAAGAUGAUUCCCCACAUGCAUCUGAUGGAAGUUGUCCAUCAGGCAGCAGAUAUAAUGAAAAUGCUGGAAACUCAAAUGAAUGUUCAAGCAGCUCUCUGGAUUUGGUAGAUGAUAGUCCAACUACCAGUGCAACUGAGAAACCACUGGAGCAGCCAGAAGGUACUGGAAGAGAUCUGCAAGGAGAGACACACGCAGGUGGGCAGGCUGAAGUUCCAGCUGAAGAAAACAGCAAAAUGACAAAGCCCCUGAAGGAAGAGGCCCAAGAAAAGAAUGAGGUAACCCAAGCUCCAAAAGAAGAGGAGCAAGAAAAUAUUUCUUCUAAGGCACAGGAAACAAACCAGUCACAGAGCACAGAGGUGGAACCAAUAGACCUACUGGCAUUCAACUCUGCUGCUGAAAUGGAAGCCCUGGGUUUAGAUAAACUGAAGAUGGAAUUGAUGUCAUUAGGACUGAAAUGUGGAGGCACUUUAAAGGAAAGAGCAGCAAGGCUUUUUUCAGUGAGAGGUCUGUCUAGAGACCAGAUCGAUCCUGCCUUAUUUGCAAAACCCUCUAAAGGAAAAAAAAAGUGAUUU